Messenger RNA from Antrostomus carolinensis (chuck-will's-widow), 555 nucleotides. It is a transcript of the gene TMEM52B, whose product is annotated as transmembrane protein 52B. The transcript has 5 exons. The record is from RefSeq and is a predicted model, not a curated record. The coding region runs from base 1 to 555 and encodes 184 amino acids. NCBI's taxonomy places the organism in Eukaryota, Metazoa, Chordata, Aves, Caprimulgiformes, Caprimulgidae.
AUGGGGAUGCAUAGCCCAUUCAUGAUACGCUUUGUUUUAGGGUGUUUCUUAUGGUUCCCCCAAGUGACAGGUGAGGAAGGCUGUCUCAACACUGAACUCUGUUCAGGUACGGAGUGGGACCAUUUGUGGUACAUCUGGCUGGUGGUGGUGAUCGGUGGGCUGCUGCUCCUGUGUGGCCUGGUUUCUGUCUGCGUGAGAUGCUGUUUUCAUUGCCGCCAGAGAGGGGAGGAAUCAGGUCCUCAGCCCUACGAGGUCACCGUCAUUGCUUUUGAUCAUGACAGCACCCUCCAGAGCACCAUUACCUCUCUCCAUUCCGUGUUUGGGCCUGCUGCCAGGAGGAUAUUAGCAGUGGCACACUCCCAUAACGCCGGGCAGGGAACACCACCCCUCCCAGCAUCAGACACUCCUCCAGUCUACGAAGAAGCUCUGCACAUGAGCAGAUUCACAGUCGCCAAGGCAGGGCAGAAAGUGCCAGACCUGGAUCCAGUGCCGGAGGAAAAACUGCAGGCAUCUGCCGAGGGCAAGGAUGCCCAGCCAGCCUUCCCAGGACACUAG